AGCGAAAGCCAAAGAAAAGCGAAAAAUCAGUCGAAAGAAGGAACAAAGAGAAGCAACAAACACGUAUCGAUAUGGGUAGCCAGCAGAAAGUGAUAGUGUCGAUGGCGAAUGCUGUGUUAGUAGUUGUAGCGUGUUUGAGCGUCGGAAUUGGGAGCGCUAGAGCUCAGUCUUGCAGCGGCGGUGAGGUUAGUGAUGUUUUGGGGUGGCAGAGUUACGUCAACAACAUUCUGACGAUGCUGGCUCGAGAGACGCCCACCAAGGCUCUGGGUUCUACAUACACCACUACGUAUGCUGGUCGGGUUAAAGGCGAUGCUUUUUGUCCUUCCUCAGACGGAGGGCAGGCAUGCAUAGACUGUAUGAACCGUCUUCAGAUCAAGCUCCAAGCUGCUUGUCCUAAUUCCGCAAGUGGAAAUGCCGAUGACGGAUCUACAUCGUCCUGCACCAUGUCUUUCGAUAAAAUCUAAUCCCCGCCCGUAUCCUAAAGUUAUGUUUUCGAGUCAUCCAAUCUGCGUGGCCUCUAUCAAGUUUACUUUGCCUUUCUUAUGAUUCCUGCAUGUCCUUUAUGUGUCAGUUAAACUACUGUAUCGAUCCUUACUGUUACGAACUGGUUGAUCGGUGCCCAGAAUAAAGCAUAUGAGAAACU
Messenger RNA from Linum trigynum, 643 nucleotides. The record is from the annotation of a GenBank genome assembly. Lineage: Eukaryota; Viridiplantae; Streptophyta; Magnoliopsida; Malpighiales; Linaceae.